UUAGUUCGAGAAUUUGGAUUGAGGGUGUUGUAGCUAUCGUCUCUUCCAAAAACUCCUUUAAAUUCGUGUAUAAAAUUACGUCUAUUAAAUCACGACCUAUAGACAGAUCAACGGAGUGCAAUGCCACAUCUUUGUUUCAUACGUGACCCGCGCGCAGUGCCUUUUCUGAAUCUUUUGACAAAGCCUAUGAAUGCGACGACGGCAGCGCAGUCAUGGUGACAUUGAAAACGUUUUAAUUUUAAUAUUUUCUUCAGUAGAAGUUCAUUAAUAUACCUUCUGAAGAAAAUUGUGCUUUUGGCUCAUAUACAAACAUAAAUUAUAAAAACAAUGGUUAAAAAUAUUGUGUUUGUGGAUAUUUUGCGCCAAAAAGAAAUAGAAACAUUUUAUGAUGCUUGCCAACGGCAUAGAGACUAUUACAGGGGCUAUGCUAGUGCCCAUCAUCCUUUGAUCUUCUUCAAAGACCCUCAGUACGCAUUCCAAUGUCCGGAGGAGAUGACAGUAUCAUACUUGUCGUUCCCCAUGUACCACGUGAAAUACAAACAACCGCUGGUACUCCCGAGUGAAACGGGCCGUACCAGCAACCCGCCCGCAUUGCCCGACCGCACCCUCGCCGGAAGAUUCAACAAGGCAGCUUGUAAGGCCUACGUCCGUUAGUAUGCCAUACAAGAGUUAACUACCAUUAGUCAAAACUGAAGAAAAAGAUCAAGAAAUUAUUUAAAAAAAUGUUUGCAACUCUUUGCUUUCAUUGAAUUCGGACGAUGUAGGUAUGUGCGAUUUUUAAAUUCUAAAAAUACAUUUAAAUUGAUAUUAUA
Plodia interpunctella (Indianmeal moth) is the source of this 812-nucleotide messenger RNA. RefSeq lists its product as uncharacterized. The record is from RefSeq and is a predicted model, not a curated record. The transcript is spliced from 3 exons. Bases 328 to 654 code for a protein of 108 amino acids. Lineage: Eukaryota; Metazoa; Arthropoda; Insecta; Lepidoptera; Pyralidae.